AUGCCUGGCAAUUACCAUAACUUGACACGACAACUGGUCAAAUUAAACACGGCAGAUGUCGCGCAGGCUGCCAGGUCAAACUUGAGAAGGGUUUCCGCAGCUCGGAACGGGAAGAUGAUGUGUUUGUGCUUCGGGACCGACCAUAUCUAUUCCUACGCCGGAUUUUUGUCACACUUUCUCCAAUGUCCGAGGCUCGAACUCUUUGGGAAUCAAGUCAAGAAGGCAGGGUACCUGUCGAAGCACCAUACUUUGUUCAACGUAGACAGCUAUAAGGCGAAAGACCUGCCAUGGUUUCAAUGA
This is a messenger RNA of Histoplasma capsulatum G186AR, 300 nucleotides long. RefSeq lists its product as uncharacterized. The record is from RefSeq and is a predicted model, not a curated record. The transcript has a single exon. Lineage: Eukaryota; Fungi; Ascomycota; Eurotiomycetes; Onygenales; Ajellomycetaceae. Bases 1 to 300 code for a protein of 99 amino acids.